Messenger RNA from Racocetra fulgida, 794 nucleotides. The record is from the annotation of a GenBank genome assembly. NCBI's taxonomy places the organism in Eukaryota, Fungi, Glomeromycota, Glomeromycetes, Diversisporales, Gigasporaceae.
AUGCCCCCUAUUAAAUUAUUAUCUGAUCUCAUUAUGAAAAGUUGCAAUACGUUUAAAAGAAUUAAACUUGAUUGGUCUGCAAAUUUUAAUAUCUGUCUUAUUAAUUGGGUUGAGAUUCUUAAAUUUAAUCACAAUAUUACUCAACUUGUUGAAAUUAUUACAUACAACGUGAUAAACCUUGAAUAUUUAAAAAUUCCACUUUAUUCAUUGGAGCAACUUGUUGAAAUUCAUCGAGCUAAUAAUCCAUUAAGGAAGCUUGAAAUUUAUUUGGAUAGACAAAUAAAUCUACAUAGUGCUCUUUCUCUUUUUGCAAAUAGUCCACUCAAGAGCCCUAAAUAUUCAAUUCAAUUGUCCUUUGAUUGUAUAGAAGAUUUCACAAUCAAACAAUUGGAUCCGAUCUUAGAAUCUAUUUUUUACAAAAGUAAUCGGAUUGUUGAUUUUGUUUUACAUUCAAAUAAUUAUUUAUGCGUUUCAAUAGAGAGAAAAGAGUUACUUUUAAGAAACUACCCUAGACUUAAGAUUACUGCCGCGAAUAAUAUUUAUAAAUUAUUCAAAAAUUCAAAUAAUGUUUAUAAAUCAUUCAAAAAUUCAAAUAACUUUAAUGAUUCAUUAGAAGAUUCAAAUUAUUUUAAUGAUUCAUUCGAAGAUUUAAAUUGUUUUUAUGAUUCACUUGAAGAUGAAUCAUUUGAAGGUUACGAUUUAAGUUCAAAUAAUUUUUAUGAUUCGUUCGAAUAUUCAAAUAAUUCUUAUGAUCCAAUUGAAGAUUCAAAGAAUUCUUAUAGAUAUGAUUUAUC